CCCCUGUCAGAAGUGGGCGGGGAAACCUGUGUGAGGGGGGUUGCCGCCAUCUUGGAUAAAGUCUGUGUGUGUGUCUCUGUGAAGGGGGGAGGAAAACCCGGAGGUGGCGGCCGGAAAGGGAGAAAGUACGAGCGAUAAGAAUUAAAGGAGAAGGAAGAGAAGGCGGUGGAGGAGGAGGCCGUCGCUUGAGAGGAAAAGAGGCAGGCCGUCGCCGUCGCAAAGCGGAGCCAAGCUGCCCAGUCACCGCCAUUCCUUCGGACCCGGUGCCACAAUGGCAACUGCACCUUACAACUAUUCCUACAUUUUUAAGUACAUCAUUAUCGGGGACAUGGGUGUAGGAAAGUCCUGCUUGCUCCACCAAUUUACAGAAAAGAAAUUUAUGGCGGAUUGUCCCCAUACAAUUGGUGUUGAGUUUGGUACAAGAAUAAUUGAAGUUAGUGGCCAAAAAAUUAAGCUGCAGAUCUGGGAUACGGCAGGACAAGAGCGAUUCCGGGCUGUCACGCGGAGCUACUACAGAGGAGCAGCAGGGGCGCUUAUGGUCUACGAUAUUACUAGAAGAAGCACAUAUAAUCAUCUAAGCAGUUGGCUGACGGAUGCAAGGAACCUAACUAAUCCAAAUACUGUGAUCAUUCUUAUAGGAAACAAAGCAGACUUGGAGGCCCAGCGGGAUGUGACGUACGAAGAAGCCAAGCAGUUUGCUGAGGAAAAUGGGUUGCUGUUUCUCGAAGCCAGUGCAAAAACGGGGGAGAACGUGGAGGACGCCUUCCUGGAGGCGGCCAAGAAGAUCUACCAGAACAUCCAGGACGGGAGCCUGGACCUCAACGCGGCCGAAUCGGGCGUCCAGCACAAGCCCUCGGCCCCUCAGGGCGGGCGGCUAACCAGCGAACCCCAGCCCCAGAGAGAAGGCUGCGGAUGCUAGUGACCUCCAUCCCUCGGCUCCGUUUCCCGAUCUUUCACCUCUGUUAGGAGCCCCUGGGCUUCGGUUCCCCCCUCUGUACAUCUUUACCGGGUUUAAUCAAAAAACUCCUGAGGCGACAGUUUAAUACAGUACUAAACUGCUAAAAACAAACAAAACAAAACAAAUAUAAAUACAUAAAUAAGAGAAACUUAGAUGUAAUCAGGUUAUCAAAGGCAAGUAGAGUCAUAUCCUCUCCCUGCAUGGUAAAUCUAGAAGUCUUUAAUGCCCCCCUUCCCUCCUUCCCAUGUUUGUCCUUGUGAAUAGAUGUCACCAAUUCAUGAUUUCUUAACAAAACAAAACAAAACCCAGAGCACUGGAUGCUGGACCUCACGAUUUUUACUCUUCCUCCGCUUCCUCUUCCUCUCUGCAGGGCUUUUGUCUCUCUUUCUCUCCGUUAAGGUUGAACUUCAUUAGCUUCUGCUUUUCUUCCCAAAUUGGUCCCUUUUCGAAGGAUUUGCUGUGAGACGGCUUGAAGGGUUGUAUGGGAUGAUUUUGCCUGAGGUUUCUUGUAUGGGAACCUUCCCUCUUGACGUUGCCUCUUCCUCCUUUUUAAACAAAACACUUAGCAGAACACAAACAUGUAUAUGUUUCGAAGGAACCUAGCUAACUAUGAUUUUAAUGAGGAAAAUGAGUGACUGCCAUUGAAAAUUAGAGAUUUCUCUCCACUAAUGCUCUGCCCCGUCAUCUCCAUCCAACCUGUUGUUUCCAUUGAUCCCGUGCAAUCGAUUCCGCUCUUUUUCCUUCCAUUUUCACCCAGCUUUCCCUUUUUCCUGCCUUAUUAUAGCAUAGGAAGGCUGGGCUCUGUGAUGGCGGCACAUCUUAACGCUUUUACGGCCAACUCGUCCCUUCAUUGCACCCUCUAUAAAGAUUCCAGGCUUAUAUUUGUGGCAUUUGACACUACAGCAGCAAACGGGCUUCACGUCCUCCUCGUCCUUCUACAUACACACCUGUCAGGUUGAAGCCACCCCACUAUUUUUUUUUUUUAAAAAGAGGGCCACCAAUGGUUAUUAAGCAUGUCCUGUAAUUAUUAAUACAAUAAAAAACAUCCUUGUCAAGACACUAAAAGCAAGGCCGUGUUCCAAUAUGUCAAAAGGGCGAUCAACCAGCAUAUUUGUACAGUCGAUGUUAAAUAAAAGCCAAAACUGGAAUGUGCAAAAUGAUUAUAAUAUUAUAGUGUUUUGGUAACCUGUGCACUGUCCCUUCUUGGUGUGUGUCCCCUUUUAUUUUCUUCCUUUGGCUCUGGUUAGGUUUCUUCCUUUUUUCCUUCAAUCUAGGAUUCUUAUCAUAGGUGAGUGUUACACAAAACUGCAGCUUUCUGAAUUUAAAUUGCACCAGGCGGGGUGUUUUUUUUUUUUAAUGAUGUUGAUGAUGAUUUGCCCAGGGACCACGAGCCGUUGUUGACGUUCAGUUUGGGCAAAAGGCCGUCGCUUCCGGCAACUUCCUGGCGGUGCAAUACCCCCCCCCCCCCUUCCCCUUCUUCCUCGUGUUCCCCAAACUUAAAAGAUUCGGUUGGUCUUUUGUUUCUGUGACAGGACUAAUUUGGGCUGCUGUACUCAUCAUUUAAUGUAACAAUGCUAUUAUCUAAAUAUUUGUAAAUAAAGUACCUAUAUCUAGAUACAA
Molecule: messenger RNA, 2578 nt
Organism: Anolis carolinensis (green anole)
Lineage: Eukaryota; Metazoa; Chordata; Lepidosauria; Squamata; Anolidae
Gene: rab14
Product: RAB14, member RAS oncogene family
Exons: 8
Coding region: 272-919 (215 amino acids)
Biological process (GO): Golgi to endosome transport; phagosome maturation; defense response to bacterium
Cellular component (GO): Golgi apparatus; trans-Golgi network; phagocytic vesicle
Molecular function (GO): GTP binding; GTPase activity
Source: RefSeq, a predicted model, not a curated record